Molecule: messenger RNA, 7606 nt
Organism: Amphiprion ocellaris (clown anemonefish)
Lineage: Eukaryota; Metazoa; Chordata; Actinopteri; Pomacentridae
Gene: trip11
Product: thyroid hormone receptor interactor 11
Exons: 21
Coding region: 451-6381 (1976 amino acids)
Biological process (GO): Golgi organization; endoplasmic reticulum to Golgi vesicle-mediated transport
Cellular component (GO): Golgi apparatus
Molecular function (GO): small GTPase binding
Source: RefSeq, a predicted model, not a curated record
CAAAGCUGACAGGCAGCAGCGAGCCGAUAAUGGCUGCAGUCGAGGUGGCACUUUGAGGGCGCUGAGCUGCUCGGACUGACUCAAAACUGGUGAAUGUUACAACCACACGGACCGCAGGAGACACCGACUCUUUCGUAUAGCUGUAUCCCGACUUUCUAGCUGUCCGCCGGUGAGAUAAUGCCGCUUUCCUCGCGUGUCUGGACGGAUUCCUUCAGGCGGACGGUCAGCUGUUAUUAGCCGGGUUCGGUGCUCGUUAAAUGAGCCUCAACAGCGACUUUGCUUCGGAGGACAAAUAAAAAGUGGGAUUUAAAGUUCAUAACGUCUCGGCGGUUUAAAACCAACAGCUGAGCUUGAUGAGCGAGCUAACGUUAGCAUCUUUCGAGUCCAAGCUAAGCUAGCUCUUCCAGUCCUCCGCGGCCCCGCUUUGUUUUUGUUUGUUUUCCCCGGAACAUGUCAUCGUGGCUGGGUGGAAUCGGCUCCGGCCUCGGCCAGUCUCUGGGCCAGGUCGGCGGCAGCCUGUCGUCCUUCACCGGGCAGAUAUCAAACUUCACCAAAGACAUGCUGCUGGAGGGGAUGGAAGAGGUCGGAGAUGCUGCCACAGAACUCCAGGUGUCCAAUUCCAAGCUGGCUGAAGUCGAGACUGCGUUUGCUACUCAGAAAUCUGAGUACGACAGACUGAGGAAGCUUCAUGCAGAGCUCGAGGAAAAACUGGAGGCGUCAGAGAUCCAGAAUAAGCAGCAGUCUGCAGAGUACAGAACGCUUCUGCAACAGAAAGAUGUGGAGAUCAGCCACCUCAAAGCUCGGCAGAGUGGACUCCAGGAAGAAGUCCAGAAGCUGCAGCAGUCGGCCCAGUCAGCCUCCGUCGGCCCGGCGCUGCUGCCCGUCACCACCGCCUCCUCCACCACUACCUCCUCUUCUGCUUCCACCUUCCUGUCGCGUCACUCAGGGUCUCACCAGGGCUUCCACGGCGACGAAGUCGACCUCAGCGACGUUCUCUGGUCGCAGCAGGAGAUCAACAGGCUGUCGACCGAAGUGAUGCGUCUGGAGGCGGAAGUGGCGCACUGGAGGCGGAUGUCUCAGGCAUCAACAGCAGCAGGAGCAGGUAACGGCGACCAGGGUGAGAUUCUCAAACUGCAAAGGACGAUUAAGGAGCUACGAGACGAGAUGAGUCGUGAGGUGGACGAACAUCAGCAUGAACUGGCGGCUCUGCAGGACGCCCAGCGGCAGAAGAUGGCCAACGUGUCGCGGCGGCACCGAGAGGAGCUGGCAGAGUACGAGGAGAGGAUAGAGGAGCUGGAGGAGCAGAUCCAGAGUGGUGGUGGUCCAGCCAGUCCCUCAUCAGACGCCUCCAAACAGCCCGAGCUCCAGAAAAGCAUCCGGUCCCUGCAGGAAGCGGCAGAGCAGCGUGAGAAGCAGCUGGCCGAGCUCACCGCCAGCCUGGAGGAGGCUCGGAGGAAACAGGCCUCGCUGCAGCUGGAGAAGGAUGACGCCCAGGAAGAGAACGCCGGGCUGCUGCAGAACUACACCAGGCUGCAGGCGUCGGUGGCCGAGCUCCAGACACGAGUGCAAGAGCAGGAGGGGAAAGCUCUGCAGAAAGCUCAGCUAGAACAAGAGAUCCAAAUGUUGAGAAGCAACCUGACAGGUGCAGAAAAAGAAAUCGAGAGACUGAAAAGCCUGUCUGAAGCAGAACCAAAGGAAGAAGUGGAGCAUGCAGACAUCUUAGAGCUAAACACUAUUAUUGGGACGCUGAGACAAGAGAAGGAGGUCCUAGAACAACAAAAGCUUAAUCUGCAAGAGAGACUAAAAGUGGCAGAAGAACAAAUAAUUAGCAAUAAUGAAGCUGGUGCAGCGGAGUCACUGGAGGGUCUGAAGGUGGAGCUGGAGAAGAGAGAAAAGGUCCUGAGAGCCGCUGAGGAGGAACGAGACAACCUGAUGUCUGAGCUGGAGGAACUGGACCGGCAGAACCAGGAGGCAACGCAGCAUAUGAUCUCGGUGAAGGAGCAGCUCUCUGGACAGCUGAAAGAAGCCGAUGCAGAGCUGAAAAGAAUGACUGCGGAGCUCAGCACAACCAAGGACCAGAAAAAGUCACUGGAGCAAGAGCUGGAGAACCAAAAAGAGAAAAUGAGCCAGAGUGCGUUCACCCUGAAUGACCUGCAUAUGAGCAAACAGCAGCUGGAGCAGACGGUGAAGGAGCUGAAGGACAAACUGGGAAAUGCACAGGAGCAGAGCCGAGACGCUCGAAGAGAAGUCGGAGAACUGAAGAAGAUCCUGCAGGAGAAGGAGGAGCAGUUAUCCGCUACAAAAGCAAAGCUGAGUCUGGGACAAGAUAAGGUAACGGAGGCACAGGGAGCUAAAGAGGAGCAUGCAGCGAAGGAGAAGGAGUUAUCAGACCUCAGGAGAGAACUAGAUCAGAUGAAGAGCGCUCAAGAGAAGGUGAUGUCUGAGGGCUAUGAGUUGAAGAUGGAGAACAGGAGGUUGAAGGAAGACAGUGAGCAGACUCUGGGUAAAGCAGAGGAACUAGCCAAGCAGCUGAAGGAAAGCCAAGCUGCUCUGAAUAGGACUGUAAGAGAGAAAGAUACUAGAAUUGAAGCAUUAAAACUUGAGAAAAGCCAGCUUGAAGGUGAAUUGACUCAAGCGGAGAGGACACUAGCAGAACAGGUGAAACAGUACCAGCAGACCAUCGAGGAGCUGACUCGAGCUCGAUCCAUGGACGCCUCGGCUUUACAGACUGAGCACGAACGCACCAUCAGACUAAACCAGGACAAAGACUUGGAGAUAUCUCAGCUGAAGAGAGACAUGGAGCAGCUGGCGUCCGACCACAGAGACACCAACGAGAUGCUUUCGAUCACAGUCGCGGGACAGAAGCAGCUGACAGAUCUGCUGCAGGAGAAAGAUGCCUUCAUGGAGACUGUAAAACAAAACGCUGCAGAUUUACAAGCGGAGAUGGAGAACAGUAUUUCAGUCGUGACCAAGGAGGCUGAAACUCUCAAACAGGCGCUGGAGGAAAAGGACAAACAGCUUGGAGGCAUGAAGGAGGAGAACAGCCAUCUGAAAGAGGAGAUCGAUCGGCUGAGGGAUCAGCAGAGCAGACCUCAACCUCUGGCUGAGCCCAGGACUCUGGACAUCAUCACCGAGCUGGAGACGGAGAUCACCCAGCUUAAAUCUUCCAGGAAUGGUCUGGAUGAGGAGGUCCAGGCUCUGAGGAGAACCUUGGAGGAGCAGCAGGCUUCUCUCCUUCUGUCUCAGCAGACUCUGCAGGCUCAGCAGAGUGAGCUGGAACAGGCCCACGCUCGCCACCAGCAGACCACGCUCAACUACGACAGACUCAUCCACGCCAGAGACGAGGAGAUAACUCACCUCCAGCAGACGGUGGAUCAGCUCAGUGAGAGUCGGGGCCGGGCAAACUCCCCACCUGUUCAGGGAGACGUCAUCCUGCAGGAGGACAAGACCCAGUCUCUAAAUCAGGAGAACGGCAACGAGAAGCACGACCUGUCUAAAGUCGAAAUAGAAAAACUGGUGAAGGGCAUCAAGGAGAAAGAGACGGAGAUCAGCCAGCUGAACGAGAAGAAUCUAUCGUUGACCAGGCAGCUGGAUCAGCUGGUGGUUUCUCGCGAUGAAGUGGGCAAACUCUCCCAGGUGAUCCUGCAGAAGGAUCUGGAAAUUCAGGCGCUUCAUGCCAGAGUGUCGAUGGGCGGAGGACACAACCAAGACAUCAUGUUCUUACAGCAGCAGCUGCAGGCGUACGCUGUGGAGAGAGAGCAGGUCCUCGCUGUGCUCAACGAGAAGACCAGAGAGAACAGCCAGCUGCGCUCCGACUAUCACCGCCUCAUGGAUAUCAUGGCUGGGAAGGAGGCAGCGCUACUGAAGCUUCAGCAGGAGAACCAGCGGCUCUCCAACAUGAGCGAUCCCUCAGGAAGCCAAGAGAUGUUCAAGGAGACCAUCCAGAAUCUGUCUCGAAUUAUCCGGGAGAAGGACAUAGAGAUCGAUGCGCUGACACAGAAGUGCCAGACCUUGGUGACGGUGCUGCAGUCCUCAGGAGGAGAGUCCGGCGCCGGUUCUGGAGGCGUCAGCAGCAACCAGUUUGAGGAGCUGCUGGCGGAGAGGGACACGCUGAAGCAGCAGGUGAAGAAGAUGGAGGAGUGGAAGCAGCAGGUGAUCACGACGGUUAAAAACAUGCAGCACGAGUCGGCUCAGCUGCAGGAGGAGCUGAUCAAACUGCAGAGUCAGGUGUCAGCUGACAGCGACUGCAGCUCCAAACUCUCGGUGGACUACACUCGACUGAUCCAGAGCUACGAGCAGAAGGAGAGGAGGCUGGGAAGUCUGAGUCUGGAGCUCGCUCAGGUCCAGCAGACCAUCACCCAGCUCAGCUCCACCAAGGACGUCCUGCUGGGGAAACUGGACAGCGUUGCACAGACUCCUGAAGUCGCUCAGUCUAGUGCAGCCUCCCUCACAGCUGAAGCUCCGACCCAGCAGACGGCUUCACCUGUCGACGGCGACAAACUGCGGGAGGAACUUGAACGACUACAAGCGCAGUUGGCUGAGAGGGAAAACACCAUCAGGACUCUUCAAGAGAACAACCACCGACUCUCCAACUCGGCGUCCGCCUCCGAGAUCGAGCAGAGAAGUCAGGCCGAGGAGGCCCGACAGGUCAGAGAGAGACUGGAUGCCCUGCAGAGGUCGGUGAGGGAGAAAGACUUGCUCAUCAAAACCAAAGGAGACCAGCUAAUUCAAGUGAGCGAGUCACUACGCAACCGUGAGAACGACAACGAGGUGCUGAAGCAGGCCGUGACCAACCUGAAGGAGCGAGCGCUUAUCCUGGAAAUGGACGUGAAGAAGCUGAAGGAGGAGAACGAGCUGGUGGCUGCACGUUCUAGAGAGAAAGAGUCUGAGUUCAGGGCGCUGCAGGAAACCAACAUGCAGGUUUCCCUUCUGCUCAGAGAGAAAGAGUUUGAACUGAGCGCAAUGAGCGAGAAGGCUGCAACCGUGGAGAGGAUGCUGAAGGACAAAGAGCAGGGUAAAUCAGGUGAGCUGAAUCAACUCCUGAAUGAACUGAAGUCCAUGCAGGAGAAGGCUGUGUUGUUCCAGCAGGAGAGGGAUCAGGUGAUGAUGGCGCUCAAGCAGAAGCAAAUGGAGACCACAGCAGUACAGACUGAGCUGCAGCAUAUGAGGGAUAAAGAACAGCGUCUCAACUUGGAGCUGGAAAGGCUCCGUAACCACCUGCUGGAGAUUGAAGACUCGUACACUAGAGAGGCUCUGGCUGCAGAGGACAGAGAGACGGAACUACGCAGGAGGGUGGCGCUGCUGGACGAGAGACUGGCCACAUCCUCGAGUGCCGUGGAGAACGCCAGCCAACAGGCCAGCAUGCAGGUGGAGUCUCUGCAGGAGCAGUUAAUCAGUGUGGUGAAGCAGCGGGACGACGCUCUCGUCCAACUCAGGACCUCUCAGGAACAGGUCAACCAGUACGCAGUGUCACUGUCCAACCUGCAGAUGGUGCUAGAGCAAUUCCAACAAGAGGAGAAAGCCAUGUACUCAGCAGAACUUGAGAAGCACAAGAAGGAGAAGGAGGAGUGGAGAAGAAAAGCUCUGAAGCUGGAAGAUCAAGCAUCUGCUCUGCAGUUGAACCUGGACGAAGCCAACGCUGCGUUAGAUUCGGCGUCUCGUCUCACCGAUCAGCUCGACCUGAAGGAGGAGCAACUGGAAGAGCUGAAAAAACAAGUGGAUGUGAGACAGGAGAUGUUGGAGGAGGCGCAGAGGAAACUGAUGAACCUCCUGAACAGCACAGAGGGAAAGAUCGACAAGGUCCUGAUGCGAAACCUGUUCUUGGGAUACUUCCACACACCGAAAACCAAGCGUGCCGACGUGCUGAGGCUCAUGGGAAGCGUCUUGGGAUUGAGCCGAGAAGAUGUUGAUAAGAUGCUGGAAGAGGACAGUCGGCACGGCGUUACUGGAUGGAUGUCCGGCUGGCUGGGAGGCCGAGGAGCACAAAGCGUCCCGAACACUCCUCAGAGACCCACCAGUGGCCAAGGGCUCAACUCGUCCUUCUCAGAGAUGUUUGUAAAGUUCCUGGAGAUGGAGUCGACCCCGACACUGCCGGCACCGAAGCUCCCGGUUCACGACAUCAAGCCUCUGAGCGCUCCGCCUUCCAGAAGAACCAGCAGCGCCGCAGGAGCCGCAGCAGCCGGAAAGCGAGCCGGCGAGUCCAAUCCCUUCCUGGCUCCUCGCUCUGCCGCCGUGCCGCUGAUGACCGGCUCCAGCUCCGGCGGCCCCGGAGGUCACCUGCUGAUGAAGCCCAUCUCCGACGCUCUUCCCACCUUCACACCGGUGCCGGUGUCGGCCGAGGCCAGCGGCGGAGCCGUGCUCAAAGACCUGUUGAAGCAGUGAUCGCUUCAACAUGAGAUACACUAAACUGAGAUACUUGGGCAGUUUUGCUACCAGUUGCUGCUCUUUUUUCUUUUUUUUUUUUUUUUUUUAUUUCCUGCAAAAAUAAAUGACCAGAGACUUUGUAAAGGCUCAAUAUCACCAUUUUUUGAAGGGGAUUGAAAGUAAAGUUAGUUUUUUAAAGUCUGUUUUACUCGCAAUUUGCUGUUCUAUGCAACAGACUCUCCCUUUACACAUCAGUGCAACCCACAACAUUAACAAUGACGUGACUCCACAGAAAGGAUGCAGGGUGAGAAUGUUUUUAAAAUGUGGGUCAUUCAGCGUGCGAGUAACAGACUAGAUUUUCAAAAAAAAAAAAAAAAACACUUCUUUUGAUUACAAGUUACGUCUUAAGCUUUGAUCUUUACUCAUCGCUCCAGUUCUGAACACAAGUGACCUUGUAGACUCGCUGUGUGCAGCACGAUACAUGUGGGUUGAGUCUCAUCAUCGUCGUCGUCGCCUCCGUUUUUGCUAGAGGAAGCCUUCAGUUUUCAUCCAUUGACUUGCAUUUUAUUUCCUCGUCUUCGGAGUAGUUUUUCUUUUCAGCAGUGCAGCGAGCUGUUUCUGAUCCAGCACUUUGCCUAAAAGCUCUCUGGCGGCAGCAGCAGCAGACUGCGUACAGAUUUAUGUGGUUCAGUACAUCUGUUAAAACCAUAAAGACUUUUUUUUUUUGGUGCAAAGUCUUGUCUUUUCCAGACGGCCAGACUGUGAUAUGCAAUAAGCGGUGUAAUUAUGGCCAAAGCUGCUGACUGUGGUUGAUGAGAGACUGCUCUUAUGUUAAAGUACAGUACUAUUAUAUAGUUAUAUAUAUGUAAAUGAGUGGCGUAUUUUCCUAUUUAUAGGCACCAGAAGGCAGAAGAGAAGUGCCUGCAUUUUUUGCUAAUUAGAUAGUUGUAUAAUCAGGAUUGUAAAUGGUUAAUAUAAAUAUAUAUAUUUACAGAAAUGUAAAGACAAAGCUGCACAUUUAAGAGGCUAUACCAGACCAGAGAGUAACUGAGCUGCUCUACAUUUUUGUAUAGACAUCAAUCAGAAUCCGUUGCAGAAGGAAUGUUACAGGGUUUCAGGUGUAUUGAUUUCAAAAAUAAAAAAUGUAUCAACUGUAAAUUCUCAGAUUUUUUUUCUAGACCUCAACCUGGAUGAUCUUUAAUUGAGGAAUUGGAAUCAGAAAUCAAAUAAAGGUACAACUGCU